Molecule: messenger RNA, 396 nt
Organism: Linepithema humile (Argentine ant)
Lineage: Eukaryota; Metazoa; Arthropoda; Insecta; Hymenoptera; Formicidae
Source: RefSeq, a predicted model, not a curated record
AUGAGUAACACCGGAGGAAAUAAACUGGGCAUGCCUUUGAAAGAGGUCGUGAGUGCGUUACUCAAAUUUGCCGAUACGUCACUUGCUGCUUCCUGGGACAAUGUUGGAUUACUGAUUGAACCUACAGAACCGAAAAAAGUGUCGAAUAUUCUACUGACGAAUGAUUUAACCGAAGAUGUUAUGGAUGAAGCUAUUGAAUUAAAAACCGAUUUAAUAAUCACGUAUCAUCCACUAAUAUUUGUUCCGUUGAAAUCUAUUACAACUUCAACUUGGAAGGAACGAACAGUGGCGAGAUGUCUAGAAAACAAAAUUGCCGUCUUUUCUCCACACAGCAGUUUCGAUUCUGUAAAAGGUGGUGUAAACGAUUGGUUGGCAGAAGCAUUUGGUAAGAAUUAA